ACUUAUUUUAGUGAUGUAUAGGUUAUGUUAUGAUAUCACGAAAUUUUGUGCUAUAAAUACUUACGUUGGGAAAUUAAGUGAAAAGGAAACUUCAACUUGAUGGUUAUUUAGUUAAAAAUGAAGUUUGGUCAGUGUUAUAACAAAUUAUUAAACAAAUCAAUCUUAUUUAACGUUAACGUGCAAAAUACAAGAAAUAAAUCAACGAAAACCAUCGAAAAAACAGUCAUAAUUUCAAAAUCGCGGGAUAUCUACACGAAUUUAGCGCUUGAACAUUGGUUUUUUAAGAAUUGGGAUUUUACGAAUAAACAUUUAUUGAUGUUAUGGACUAACAAUCCUUGCGUAGUAAUCGGAAAAUUCCAAAACCCUUGGCUUGAAUGCAACAUACCCCACUUAAAAACCCUUACUCCGAGUGGUGUAAAAUUAGCGCGAAGAAACAGUGGUGGAGGAACCGUUUAUCACGACCCAGGUAAUUUAAAUUUAACCUUUUUCACCUCCAAUCAAGACCUAAAUCGGAAACAUAACCUAGAAAUGGUUAAAAAUGCGAUUUUAAAACGAUUUGGAUUGGAGAUAAUCGUUUCUGAUCGAGAUGAUUUAAUUUAUGGGGAUUAUAAGGUUUCUGGGACAGCGGCUAGAUACACAAGAACGACUUCCUACCAUCAUUGCACGUUGUUAGUUAAUGCUGAUAAAAAUAUAUUAUCAAAAAGUUUACAAAAACCAAGUUAUUUCAUCAAAACGAAUGCUUCGCAAUCGACUCGAAGUCCUAUAAAAAAUUUAAACGAAUUAAAUCAAAAAAUAACAAUCCCCGAAUUAAUACAACCAAUAUCCAAGGAAUAUUUAACAACUUUACCUUACCUCAAAGACAAUUUUGAUAUUAAUUUAAUCUCCAACCAUAAUAUUCAUCAUGUAAACCCAACGGAAGAGGAUUACCCGGAAUUAUUAGACUUUCGGGAUGAAAUGAAGAGUUCUGAGUGGAUUUUUGGAUCAUGCCCAGAUUUUACAGCAACUAAACUAAUCAAUUUAGAUGAAAGUACCGAAAUUAAAGUGAAUUUUAACGUUGUAAAAGGAAUCGUAACUGAUGUAGAUGUAGAAAAUAAUUUUAAUCGGAAAUUAUAUUUGGAACUUUUUAAAGACCGAAAAUUCGAUGAAAAUCUAUUCGAGGAGAUUAAGGAUUGUUUAAAUAAAGAAUUAAAUCAAAGUGUAGUCCAUAAAUCAAUAAAUAAUUAGAAUAAAAAAUAA
Molecule: messenger RNA, 1236 nt
Organism: Onthophagus taurus
Lineage: Eukaryota; Metazoa; Arthropoda; Insecta; Coleoptera; Scarabaeidae
Source: RefSeq, a predicted model, not a curated record